AUUUGUUAUAUGUUUACAUGGAAUGACGAGAAAAUCAAGUAUUCGUGGCCAAAUUCAAAUAAAAUUUUGUUUUUACUUAAAAUAUCUUAUAAAAAGGUAAUGUCUGACUACAAUUUGCCAAGUAUUGAUGUAGACAAACUUUUUGAGCAACAUAAUGUUGUUGAAAUAGAUCAAAUACAAAAAGUUCUGCAAAGAGAAAUUGAUGAAAAGAAAGAGGAAAUUCGGGUAAUGGUUGGAGAAAGGUAUAGAGAUUUACUACAGGCGGCUGAUACAAUAACAGACAUGCAAACUUCUUCUGGAUUGUUAUUAGACCAAAUAAAAAUGGUAUCAAAUAAUUGCCAAAGGCUUAACGAAACACAAUUAUUUGGUUUUAAAACUGAUAGUCAACUGGAUAAAACGAUUGAAAAAAAUAUGGAAUUAUAUUUUAAUACCAAUAUUCGGAUAAGAUUAUUAACAUUAUUACCAGAUUUAUUAUGGUCAAGAAUUGAUACAAACGAAUAUUUUGUAGCAGCACAAAUUCAUAUCUUAUCACAACAUAUUAUUUCAAGUUUGAAACUAGAAUCUAAUAAUCCGUUUUUAGCUUAUUUCCCCGUGAAAAAUAAAAUAUUUAAUCUAGUUGACAUGGCAAGUGAAUCGCUGCGUGAAUCUGUUGUUAAACGCCUAGAAAAGGACUCUUUAGAUGCAGAAGAUGCAAGUGAUUGUAUUUUAUCUUUAUACAUAUUAGAUAAAACAAAUUUAGAUAAACUGUUAUCAGCGUUCUUAGAGCGCCGAGUCGUAGCUUACAAAAGAAGCUUAUGUGAGCAAGAUGUAGAGAGAAGAGUUAAGGACCGCAUAUUAUCGAGCUUAAAAGUAUUAGUAUCUACUGUAAAGUUAGCCAACAGCUGCUUUUUCUCAAACGAAACCAGAAAGAGCUUAAUAUUUGAGAAAUUAACUGAAUAUAGACAAUUUGAUAAAAAACCUACACUUUCAUAUAUUGAUUACGAUAGAAAUGAUUGGAUGCCAUUUUUACCUGCUAGUAUACGUAAUUUUAGACCAUCUAUUGAAGAUCCAGCUCUAGAAAAUAUUGUUGUAGAACAAUGCUGUUCCGCAUGGCUCAAACAUAUAUCAGAUAUUUCCUCAACAGAUUUGCGCAAUUUGAUUGAGUUAAUAACUUCAAUGAAAGUGAUUCAAGAAAUUAAAAAAGAGGUAUUAAAUUUUGAAAAGGAUCCUCAAUGGCCUAAUAAAUGCCAGUUAUUUAAAAUAACACCAACAAUUGACUUUUAUAAAGACUUGUAUGUUCCACUAAUUAAUGAACGAGUUAUGAAUAUCAUCACUCAUUCAUGGGCAAAGUGCAUAGAUGACGUAUUUGAGAAAGUUCAAUCUGCCAUUGAAGAACCUCAAUUUGUAACAGAAUAUGAAUAUUUGUGGGCAGAAGAUGAAAAUGAUUUACCGUCAAGUUUAAACCAUGCCUUAAAUCAAGAUAGAAAAGACAAUAGAUUAUUGAUGAAAAUGAAGGGAUAUAAUGAAAAUAUUGUUUCCAUUUGCAAAUAUUUCGACUCAAAAGUGCAGAUAAUAUUUUCCGAAACAAAUGGUUUAUUAGAAGGCAAUAAUAAGAAGAAUGACAUUGAUGCUUCUUUAGUCGAAUUUUUAAAAAAUGUAACACAAAGUCAAAUAAAUAAUCUAAUUACGAAACUUAAAACCUUAAUUAUCGAGAAGGACGUUGCUAGCAUAGUUUUUGUUGCAAAAUUAUUAGUAGCUUUAACAGAGCUCUGCCCUUAUUUAAAAGCCUGCUUAACAUUUUCACAAGGGUAUGCUAAUUUAUCUAAGGAAUGGUCAUCGCACAUUGGAGACAAAAAAAAUUUGGAAAAAUGGGUCACUAUAUGCAAUCUUAUACAAGAAGAGUCUUUCUCAAUGUGGAAAAAAUUUUGUGAUUUAUUAUUUAUCGAAUUUUUAGAAAAAAAUCGUUUAAAUGAAAAUUUAAGCUAUAGGACUAUAUUAGAAGACUUUGUGAAUUGGGAAACUAUAGUUAUAGAAGAAAAAGAUGAACAGGAAAAAUCAGUAACAUCUUCAAUACGUAUACCAUCGCAACCCAGAAUAACAGUUCAUAAAUUCUUAUUUGAAUUAACGAAAACCUUAAAUUCCAUAGUACCACAGACUUUACCGUUGAAUGUUUUACGUUAUCUUAUUUCCAAAUUACUUUCCCAUUUCAUAGAGCAUUUUAAUAAAUUAAUUAAUUCUAAAUUUGCAUCAAAUAAUCAAAAUAUGGCUUUACAAUUAUUUUUCGAUUUAAAAUUCUUACAAACAGUCUUUACAAUACGCGAAGAUAAAAAAUUAUCAGAUGAAUUUCAAAAAUUAACAAACAUAUUAAAAAGCUACAUUGAUCCAUUUGAUUUUGAAUUAUUUCAUUCAUAUUUAAGUGCAAAUGUUAAAAAGUGCAUAUUUAGAAUGCAACACCAAUUAGGGAUUUUAUUACCAUACCCCGAAAGUUUAAAUGUUCUCACUUCUGAUUUAAAAGGCUCGGCAAAUUUAAUAGAAAAGGAUCCUAAUGUAUUAACAUUAAGUUCCAGUGCCGCAACUGCUACUUGGUUUCCACUAUUACCUGUUGUUACAGAAAAUAAAGUAGAACCUACAAUGGAUGUUGAAAAGGUUCCUGAAACAAAAUUUCAAGCAAUAUCUGAAGUGGAUGAAACAAAACAAGCUGCUCAAAAUUAUACUAUUAACGUAAAAUCAGGAGCAGCAGCCUUUUUUGGUGCUAUGUCGCAGGAUUGGUUUCGAUGAUAUGACAGAAAUUGUGAUUCCAGUUUAUUAAAAAUUUUAAUUGUUAUAAAGUUACUUUUGUAUUAACCAUUUCUAAACAAAAAGAAGUAAAAAAUGAUGCAAAUAAAUAUAAAUAAUUUAUAUAGUUUA
Molecule: messenger RNA, 2886 nt
Organism: Condylostylus longicornis
Lineage: Eukaryota; Metazoa; Arthropoda; Insecta; Diptera; Dolichopodidae
Gene: Cog1
Product: conserved oligomeric Golgi complex subunit 1
Exons: 5
Coding region: 10-2757 (915 amino acids)
Biological process (GO): intra-Golgi vesicle-mediated transport
Cellular component (GO): COG complex; Golgi apparatus
Source: RefSeq, a predicted model, not a curated record